GAUGUUUGGUUUGUUACAAAAAGUCCAAGUGAAACAGAUCUAUUCCUGCCGACCUCUUUCAGUCUGCGCCCCGGUAGCGAGUUCUGUAUUUCUUCGAAAGGGAAAUAGAGGUGAAGAUCUUGAGGCUGUUUGCUCUGGACGGAACCUGUGUGAUGCUGAGCACAUGAAUAGUGUGCAGGGACUCUUGGCUGCCUCUGUGAUUUCCAUCCAGAAUUCCUGCUUCACCUAUCCUGCCUGUCAAAACUGCUUUUCUAGGCUGAUACUGGAUUCCAGGAGGUUCAGCUGUCUAAAAUGUGGCUGCACAGGUGAAGCUAAAGAUGCAAGCUACAGAUAUAGAUUGUCCCUAAAGAUUGCUGACACUAAUGAUUUGUUUGACAUCACUGUUUUUGGAAGUUGCUUAGAUCCAUUCUUUGGGGUCACCGCAGAGAAUCUGCAGAGGUAUAUUCAAGACUUCAAUCAGCUGUCAGGAGAAACAAACACAGAGUCAACUACAAGAGCAUUAGUUCAAGCAGUGGAAACCUGUUUCAUUGGAAAAAGGUUUAUAUUUGGAGUGAAGCAUUGUGCAAAGGAAGAUGGAGGGCGUUCUGCUGCCAGCAGCAUCUUGCAGAAGUGUUCCAGAAUUAAUAGAAGUACGAAAAACCUUGUGGCGUGCCAGAUCUUCCCGCCAAGUGCUGCUGUUACUGGCUUUACUGUUAUCAGCUACUUAGAUCAUCUCCUGCAGUCGGCAAAAUUCAGGAGCUGUAAUAACAGCUCAUCUUUACCUGAUGCGUCAUCAGCUCCCAUAGAUGAACCUCUCAGUGAGCUCAGCAGCUUGUCUAGCCUGAGCAGGAGCUCCUGUUUUCUUCAGUCUAGUGGCAGGGACAGUUUUUUAGGGUGCUGGCAGCAAUCCUUAAGUCUGACUUCAUCUGUUGCUUGGGUAACAGUGGAAGACUUUCCCACUCUGGAAGUGGGAAAUCUGGUGAGUGAACAGCAUGAACAAGAGGAGAAGCCUGUCUCUACAGAAUUGGGCAGUGUAAGCCUCAACAAUCAAACUCUUUGGGACUCACAGUUUCUGAUCUCUUCCGUGAAGGAAAGGGAUAAAGAGAAGAAUAAUGAAUUAAGUUCACAGCUUAGUCGGACUGAUGGUAUCUCUGCAACUGAUAAAUUGGAGAGAGUUUCCUCUUCAAACACCAAAUGUUCACAUGGAAACAGUUCCAAGUUGUUACAACAUCCCUUGAAAUCUGAGGUAAAAAACAAUUACCCAAAAAGUAAUAGUAGAAACUAUUGUUACGCAGAAAAAUCCCACAACUCCCUUGUUUGCAAGAGAGAUGCCUCAGCUCCUAAUCAUGUAAAUGUAGCUGAAGUGUCUCAGAUGGACUCUAUAUUUUGGGAAGAGCUCCCAUUCUCAGAAAGCCUAAAUGAAUUGUUAGCUAAAAUAGAGGAUGGCAGGAGUGUUGUAACAUCACCCAGCCCUGAUGCAGGCAAAUUUGUCCAUCUUGAAAGUAACAAGUUGGGUGUAAAUCUUAACAAAUCGUAUUCCAAGCAAGCUGUACGUCAUUUGCCUGCAGCCAGUGUGUCAGGGAGGCUCUUGCCACCAGCAGGGAAUGAUAGUUGGGAGACCACAGUGCUUGCUUGUCUUCGGUCAAAUGCAAACCCUCCAAGUGAUGUCUCACAAUACGAGUCUUCCCCUAGUGAUUUGUCUUCAACCCUCAAGGAAGGUGGAGCAUCCUCUCCAGUUACACCAGAGCCUUCCAUUUCUCAGAGCAGAUGUGUGCAGCCCAAAGAAGCAAAUAAUGACAAUGCAAAUUCAUCUUGGUCUUUUAUUAGGCUGCAUGGAGAAACCUCCUGUUCAAAAAAGAGCAAGACAGCCGCCUGUGUGCAUUCUGCAUGUGAAAGCUGUUUAGCUUCUUGUGAAAAUAAAGAAAAUUAUUCUACACCAAGCAAAAAAAAGGAUCUUACACUCACAGGGGCCCAGGUCUCUGAUACACCAACUCCCAACAAUGCAAGUAUAUAUGAAAGAGAAUUAAAACCAUUGGCAGAACUGUCAGAUAAUACCUUUGGAAGUGUUAGUAGGAAAGAGCUGCAGUGGGACAGCAUCUUCCCUGAAGGCAUCUACAAUGCUUCUGCUGAUCUCUUUGAUGCAAGUGUAAGAGAUGUAGCAAAACCUGUGGAAUUCUUAAAUAAAUCAUGUAACUCUUUCAUACAGGAGGAUACUUUGACAGAGAAGGUCACAGCUGAAUCAGUGCUUUCUCCUGGAGGUGUUCCUUGUAGCAGUUCAAAACUGAGCUCACGCCUACACAGGUCCCCUCUGGCUUUUAGCAAGCACAGCACACCUGUAACUUACUCCUGGGAUUCAGAAUGCAGUUCAGUUUGUGCUCAGGACUUUGUUCCUUAUUCACAAUCUACUCCUAUGACAAAACCUCUGCAGAAACUAUGGCCUGUUGGGGAAAGAAGCUCUUCUAUCACCCUCUUCACCCCUACAAAUCCCACUAAAAUCCAUUCCAAAGGCAAGCGACUCAGGUCUUCCUUUCAGAACACUCUGCUUCAGCAGCUUACCGGCAAGUUAGUGAAACAUGACAGACCAAGGAACAGGAAGGACAAAGAAAGUGGUAGCUGUGCCUCCCAGAAGUUCCUUAACAGCCAACUGCCUGCCAGCUUGGAGGAGUGGGUCCCUCCAUCUUCAAACAAAGGUCUGAAACCGACUGCAUCUUUAAAUUUAAAAACAGUUAGCUGGGCUGCUGACUUGCAAUCCACCUGUGGGCACACUAGCAGGAACCCUAUUUCUGAAAGCAGAAAGAACAUUGAAAAUUAUGAAAAUCUCAUCCAAAAUGAGAGAGUAAGCCCUGGGGAUAGAGCCAGGAUUCUAACAACUCCUUUAUCUGCAAGUGUCACCACCGUCCUGAAAACUUGUUCCCCUUCAGAAGGUGAGAAUCACCUCUCAGGUGGAAAUUAUUCAGGAGUUGUGUUGGAAGGGCCAACUCUUUGGUCUCCUGAGCUGUUCUUCCAAGCACGGACCCCUUUUUCCAAGAAGCCGAAGUACUAGGAAAGAUAACGUUUCUAUCCUGUGUUCUUUUUAUUUUUUUUUUUAACUUUUGGAAAGGAUCUGGUGAAAGGAAAGAACUAUUUGAAAGUUAAAUUGUUUAUACAUCUGUCAGCAUAUGUCUUGCAAAGAGGAGUUGGGUUUAUUUUCAGACCUUUGUACCACAGAGAUGAGGGAAAUUAGAAUUUGUAGUUACUAUAUUUUCUUGAAAAUUAAUGAGGAUGUGCAAUAAACACUUUUGUAAAUAUGUGAGUAUUGAAUAGAUCUCACUUCAUAAAGAAGAAGUAGGUGAAGUGUUUUAAUGUUCGCUGUUGUCUUUUCAUCACAAGAGCAGCCCUGGAAUCCAUGUCCACUCCAGAUUCUUGCCUGAUGACUCGGGAGAAGGGCCAAGUUUUUAUUGAAGAUUUGAUGGUGCCUUUUAUCUGAGCCCAUUGGGAUCCAGUGACAGGCUUGAGCUGGGUGAAGGGGGCCAUCCUGAGAGCUUGGUAGCAGCUCCCAGUUUUCCUAAAGGCUUUUUCAAGUUAAAGACUGCCAGUGGUAGAUUCCUGACAGUUUCUUCCCUCUCCUUGCAUUAAGGUCUUCUGUAUCCCAAAUCCAAAACAGCUGCAUUUAGGAUCAUUGAACAGAGAAAUCUUGGAUCUGCUGCUUGUAAGCCAGGUCCUGCAGAAGGAUGUGGGAAUCUGGUGAUACGGGAUCUGAGCAGCCUGAAAUUGCUGACAUUUUGUUGUGAGUGAGUGUUUUAAGGUCCUGGUGUCGCCCAAGGGGGUGAAGGGGCUGCACCACAUUUGUAGAACCAGAAACGGACCUAAAAGUACUUGCUAUGACUUUCUUUUGAGGUAUAAAAUAAAUAUGAACCAUUUACAUUGUGACUAGUGACAGGGAGGGGUUACUUGGUUCCUUCUCAGCUGCAAGGUGGAUGUUUUUAUCUUCCUCAUGUUUGAGGCCUUUUAUGAUUUCUACAGCAUCUACUUAAGCCUCCCUCUUAGUUCAGAAGAGUUUUUUAGGAAUAAGGGCAUUUACUGUCACUGCCUUGUUCCUUAUCCAUGAUUUCUAGCAUGGAUCACCAUCACAGAACAUAAAGGUAAACUUUUUCAGUUUCUCAGUCUCUAGCCUAACUUCUGCAAUGCUUUUAAUCAAAUGCUUUUCCCUUUGAGGGAUGGGAAGGAGAAGGGUUUUGGAAUCAAACGAGCUUCUCCUGUGGCUGAGCAGGGUAUAAAUGAGGUACAGCCUCUCCUGCCAAAGGUGUAGAUGUGCUGAGGCUGCAGGCAUUUCUGUAGGCUGACCCAAGAAAAAGUUACAUGGUUAUGCAGCAGGUCUGCCCAAGUAAAUUCCUUCUACAAAGAAGCUUUUUAAAGUCGGCAUUGGUUGGUUUGGUUAUGUUUUUUUUCCUCCUUAUUUACAGUUGAAAUCUAGGCACAGGUUCAAAGACUUGCCUGGCAUUGAAAGGACAUAGAGCACAGCUCUGCAGAUCACUGAAAGACCUUAUCUCUUCUUGCUAUCCCCAGCAAGACACUCCAGAACACCACGAAAGUUCUGCUGGUAUUUAAGGAUCCUGCAACAGCAGAUGGCAGUGGAAAGAGGCGCAAGAUUUCUCCUGACAGGUCCAAGCCUAGAGCUUUGCAGUCCCUGAACCCUAGACAUAAACAGAAGAAAAAGGAUCAUCUUAUUACAGCAAAGAGAGAGACAGAAAAAAUAGCAGGAUUAGACAUCACAAUUUUUAACAAUGUUUAAUUGAUAAGCUGAUGAUGUUUUUAAACUGAGAGAGGGGAAAUUUAGGUUAGAUAUGCAGAAGAAAUCCUUCACCAUGAGGGUGGUGAGGCACUGGCAAAGGUUGCCCAGAGAAACUGUGGAUGUCCCAUCCCUGAAAGCAUUCAAGGCCAGGUUGGAUGUGGCUCUGAGUAGCCUGGGCUAGUGGAAGGUGUCCCUGCCCAUAGCAGAGGUUUUGGAACAAGAUCUUUAAAGUCCCUUCCAACCCAAAACCAUUCUGUGGUUCUGUGACCAAGGUAAGCUGUGAGUGGAGUCGCUUGCUGUCACUUGUGGUGCCAGUGACAGCAGAACACGGCAGGGCUCUGCUGUAAAGGAACACAGAGCUCCCUAUGCAAGGUCUCCUGGCACAGCCAGAGGGACAGGAGGUAAGAGCAGAAGUGUAAGGGCUUUGCAAACUGCUGCUGAGUUGUCCAGCUGAGCUUUAGACCAGCAAAUCAGUGCACCAAAACUACAUCAGGGCUGCUUCAGUCAGGGUAGGGCAGGGCUCCAGGAUGAGGCCAAGUGAAAAGGCUUGGACUUGUGCCUGCAUUUACCAAGUGCUGUGCCUAUUGAAAAGAUUUUAUAUAUUGCAAAUAAAAUCCAACUUGAUGAACCCUUGGGACAAGUGGAAAAGGAGUAAGAAAUGUUGCCUGCCUGGAAAUUACCAAUCUGCAUGUAUAGCUUAUGUAGAAGAAUUGAAAUGAAAGACUCAUAUCUAAAUCACUGAGCAUAGGGAAGGCAAUGCAGAAAAGGUUUGAAGACAUCAUAACACUUGAAACCAGUUUUUUCUACUACAGCACAUAAUGGGGUAGUGCAGUUACCAUUGGCUCUUUAAGCACUCCCUUGUGAUGAACUGGACAGAUACCCCACUCAAUCACCAGGAGUUAGAGCUGAUCCAAGUGAGACACCAGAGACUUGAUGCAGCUGGCUAUGAAACACUGCUAGAGCUUCUACAUCAUAUACCUGACAGCAUCUUGACAUGAAAUGUUUGGUCCAGCAUGAGUGACUUUUUUUUCAGCAGACAAUUCAUCCAUAUACUGGGGUAAGUGAUAGCUUUGGUGCAGGCUGAUGUGAUUAUAAUUAUAAGCUUGUAAAAAAAGACUAAAGCUCAGCAUGUUUAAUUCUGAGGGUAAUAAAACUCCUGAAAAUGCA
Messenger RNA from Taeniopygia guttata (zebra finch), 5917 nucleotides. It is a transcript of the gene DDIAS, whose product is annotated as DNA damage induced apoptosis suppressor. NCBI's taxonomy places the organism in Eukaryota, Metazoa, Chordata, Aves, Passeriformes, Estrildidae. Gene Ontology annotation, cellular component: cytoplasm; nucleus. The record is from RefSeq and is a predicted model, not a curated record. Gene Ontology annotation, biological process: negative regulation of intrinsic apoptotic signaling pathway in response to DNA damage.